Messenger RNA from Pyrgilauda ruficollis (rufous-necked snowfinch), 2263 nucleotides. It is a transcript of the gene CREG1, whose product is annotated as cellular repressor of E1A stimulated genes 1. The coding region runs from base 46 to 675 and encodes 209 amino acids. The record is from RefSeq and is a predicted model, not a curated record. Lineage: Eukaryota; Metazoa; Chordata; Aves; Passeriformes; Passeridae. The transcript has 4 exons.
UACGGGCGGGCCCGGCAGUCGGUGGCCGGCGCCGUGCGGGGCGGGAUGUCGCGGUCCGCGGCUGUGUGGGGCGCGAUGUCCGUGUCCUCCGCGAUGGCGCGGCUGCUGCUCCUGUGCGCCGCAUCGGGGUUGCUGCUGGCGGCCGUGGCGGCCAUCCCGCCGCCGGAGGAGGCGGCGCGCAUGGCGCGCUACGUCCUGCACAGCUGCGACUGGGGCGCGCUGGCCACGCUGUCGGCGCAGGAGGGGCUGCGCGGCCGCCCCUUCGCCAACAUCUUCUCCCUCAGCGACGGCCCGCCCGGGCCCUGCGGCGGCAGCGGCGUCCCCUACCUGUACCUGACCGACAUGGAGAUCUCCGUGCAGGACCUGGAGGUCAAUUCAAACGCCUCCUUGACUGUGUCUUUGGCACAGACUCCUUACUGCAGGAAGCACAGAUAUGAUCCCCAGAACCCCCUCUGUGCCCACAUCAUCUUCGUUGGGAGCAUUGUAAAGGUGAAUGAUUCAGAAGCAGACUUAGCCAAAAAAGCAUUAUUCAGUCGCCACCCUGAAAUGGAAAGUUGGCCCAAGGAUCAUAAUUGGUUCUUUGCCAAAUUCAACAUCACCAAUAUUUGGGUCCUGGAUUACUUUGGUGGAUUGAAAAUUGUGACACCAGAAGAGUACUACAGUGUCAAGCCUUAGUGGAAGAAGAUCCUUGGUGAUGCUGAUAUGAAAAUGAAUGACUUUGCCUGUUUUCAUGAAAGAUUUAUUUUUUCUAUGUAGUGUAGAGCUGAGUUAAUAAUAUCAUAAAUCAAACACCUUGCAUUGUUAAUGAGCAUGUAUUACCCUUAUGAAGCAGACUUAACUUCUCACUAACUUGAAUCAUGUCACAAUGAAAAACCUUUGUGCAUAAGCAAUAACUAAAUUUUAUUCACUGGAUGUGAAUUUGGAAGGGUGUCUGACAGUGUGCAUUCAGAAAUGUGUUUACUGGAAUCUAAAAAAUUAGUCCAGCUCUAAAGUGCCUUAGUUAAAUAAUGUUUCUGAGCACUUUCCAAUAUUAUUUUAUUUUUAAUACCAGUUUAGUUUAGAAUUUUAUGGUGAAGUUCUACAGGAUGGCUCAGCUGAUGGAAUGGAAAGCAUUGCCUGUAUUACAGUAGCAAAUGACAUGCUGAGUUCCCAAAUCCUGUUAAGAAUUUUCUCUGCACGCUGAUAAACUCACUUUUUUGAGCCAUUUUUCUGUUUUAUUGAAUGUGCUGUAGAAUACAGUUGUGUUCAUGCCAGCUGUACCUAUACCUCAGGAUGAGUUCUUGGUAAUUCCUCGGCUGAUUAUGUGCCCUGACUCUGUAAUAGAAGCAGACCAGUAGUACCUAAAAUAUCUGACUCAAGAAGAGUAGAUAAAUUCUGUCUUGUCAAUUCAGUGAGAGUGUUGUGAAGGAUAAAUGUUUUCUGAUUGAGAUUCUGAAACACUCAGCUUUGUUAGUCUGAUCAAAUGGCAAUUCUUCAGCUUUUGUUCCCCUCAACAGCAGAACUGAGCAGAUUUUGGGGUCUGGAAGCCUUCAAGAGCAAUUUUGGAUUAGUAACCCAGAAGUGGAAAAGAAGCAAUACAGUUUGACACAAAUGAUUCGUGAUUUCUAGAGAAUGAAAAUUAAUGAAAGGUGUGCUUAAUUAAUUCUGUGUUAAAGUAAUUUACACCCAACCACAAAAAACCCCUUUUUUAACAUCCUCUCCAAUCUGAUGUGUGCUGAGUUCACCAGCACUAAAAAGUAUUUAUGAAGAAACAAGUUGAUUUUACAGUGAGCAAAUAUUACCUAGUUGACCUAGAGUAAAGAAUUUAGACUCCUUAGAGGAGGUUGAUAUAUAGAACAGUGGGAUUUGUCAUGUAAGAUCCCUAUAUCUUAAUGUUGUUGUUAUAUCACUCCUUUUCUCAGAUACUGGGAUGAUUUGUGAAAGUAUUUUUUAUGUAACUUAUUAAGAGUUCUUUCUUCAUAAGGGGAAGAAAGCCACUUGGUACUGUUCUACUGUUCUGUUCUACUAUUUUAAGACUAAUUUAGGAUUAAAAAAAACUUAGAAUAUAGAAACCAUUUCUAUUGAAUAGGUAACACUGAUAUUUAAUGUGAAAUUGAAAAAAAAAUUAUAUAAGGUACGACAGUUGUGAAAACUCAACUCAAUCUCUGUCAUGGACUCCAUACUUUCUGUGAGGACACCUGAACGCAUUACACGUAACCCUGUAACUUCUGAUGUGUGAGACUGAUGAUGCUGGGCUUUUGUUAAAAUUAAAAUAUUUUUUUGA